UGGUUUUGUACAAAAAUACUUUUGAACGUUAAAAAUUUAAUUUUUUUACUUUUUUCGUUUUGCAUAUAUAUAUACGUUCGUUUUCACUAUAUGAAAAAGAGAAAAUAUGUUUUUCUUCUCUCUUCCCAUAUGAUAUCACACGUUCUUUUUCUAACGUGUAUCCAUAUAUGAACAUUUAGUCAAGUUUUAUAUUUUGUGAUUUGAGUGAGAAGAGGCGUCUCCAAGAACAUAUAAUCUUUUAGUAUCCACAAAAUUUUAAGCCCUAUCCAAAUUUGAAUGUCUUAUAUUUCGAAAACACGCACAAUCCGAGAUAGACGAGCUUUUAGAAAAAUUUAAUUACGAUAAAAACUCCUUUUUUAACUUAAUUAACAAACACUAAAUUCUAAUUAGAUAGAGCACAUAAAACUGCACAUGUAGAAGUAACAAAAUUUUUGGACUUUUCUCGAAUCCUCUUCGUUACUUUUUCGUUGUUGAAGGAAAAUUCAACUGCAAAUUACUACACGUUAGAAAAAGAACGUGUGAUAUCACAUGAGAAGAGAGAAGAAAAACAUAUUUUCUCUUUUUCAUAUAGUGAAAACGAACGUAUAUAUAUGCAAAACGAAAAAAGUAAAAAAAUUAAAUUUUUAACGUUCAAAAGUAUUUUUGUACAAAACCAAUAUGAUAUUCAGAAUCUAUGAAAAACUCUGUAUCGAAUGAUAUAUAGUUCGAUAUGGUUUGAAAACAAACAUUUUCUCCCAAUUUUUAGGAAAACGUGAACCAUGCUGCCUCUAAUUGCUUUGUAAAUUAUCCGAAAAAACGAUGCAAGGGGAACUCCAAACUUUGCCGAGGAUUAUUUUUUGCCAUGGGGAAUCCGAUUUUCAUAAUUUAAAGUUUUAACUUCAUCCUUUUCAUGACGUCACUAAUCAAGUCAAUAAUUCAUGUGCCAUGGAAUAAUUCCGACGAUGUUGCUGUGUCUAACGUCUUCGACUGCAGCGUCAAUAGUCGUCAUAACUAUACAACAAACUGAGCAUAUGCAUGAUAAGAUUUAAAAUCAUCUUUUUUCUUUAGUUUCUGUAUACACUUAUUGAUUCUAUUAACACUGGAAGUCAUGUAUUUCCAUAAAUAUUGUAAUCAGAAGUUACCUUACAGUGAUAUGAUCGUUUAGUCUUUCCAUUCUUCUAUAAAAUCAUUAGAUGCUAAGUGGUCUAAUACAUAAACAAUCAUCUGUCAAGUGUAGCUGAGCAGUUAAAUAUAGACCUUCCAAAUGACAUAUUCAAGAGUAUUAUAGGACCUUUAGUAGCUGAGGUGAUGGACAAAAAUCAGGCGAAACAUUUGUAAAAGCAGUAGAGUGUUUCUGACUUCACCUCGUUCUAAUGUUUUCCGAUAUAUGCAAUUUGAGCAAUUUUUACUAACGCGAUGUUUCAUGGUAGCCAGAUAGUAUACUUUUCAAGUCAUUGAUACAAGAUACAUAUAAAGAUCUCUUCUAAAAAGGAAAAUAAAGAAUAAUUAAACUCUUUCUGUCAUUUGUGAUGUGAGGCAUAAAUGACCCGUCGUUAUCACUUUUGUUAUAGGAAAUCAAAAGUAGUAAUUCCGUUGGAUCAAGUUUAUCUUCCCGUCGUUCAUUAAAAAAUAGACACGUACCAUCACGAACAAAAUCUGCCGACGAUUUAUGUCAGCGAAAUUUCCACAAACUUCUUGACUGUAAGAACACGUAAGUCUAAUGUGAUUUAAUUCAAUAUCACCUACAUAUUUCAGCAUCUCAUUCACCGGUUAGUCAACGUCGUUCAAAACGUGUUGUUCGUUCACGGUCGACAAAUCAGCGUCCUUCUCGUACAUCAACAUCGACAUCAGACGAGUGCGAAUCAAUUUAUUCGACACGUUUCGACCGUCUGUCAAAAACAUUAAUAAGAAAUCAACAUAACGAAAAUACACCACCCGAUCGUCAUCCGCAGAAAAGUUCAAAGCCAAAACACCAUUCAUUUUACAUUACUCAUCGUCAUCACACCGAUACAUCAAGUAUGAAAGAUUCUGGUUAUUCUGAUAGUCAAACGAGUAUUCAGAAUCUGAAACGAAAAAGUCCAAAUGAUCCGUCAUAUUACAUGUAUAAUGUCAAUCCACAAGUUGAAGCAGCCACACUAGGUUCAUUACCCACUUGCCCUUGUUCUUGUCAGCAACAACAUUGCUGUUGUUGUUGUCAAUGUCAUUCUAAUACACUAAACCAUGUAGAAAAACAAAGUAUUUCUUCGCUUAACAAUCGUAAUAGAACACGACAAAAGUCAUCCGUACGCAAUCAGACGUGUUUGCCAAUGACUGAAAAUCAUCUAACAGCACCAUUAUCAUUUGAUAUAGGAUCAGACGGGAAGGUAAAUGAUCUUAAGAAUCUUUGUAAGCAUUCGCUUACACUUAUGCCUUCAAAACAAUUAUCGUCUUCGUCUUCUUAUUCAUCAUCACCACCAUUACCAAAAUUUGAAUCUUAUGAUAAUCACUUCUCGAUAUCACCAAACAAUGUGUACUGCACUUCAUCAUCGAAAAAUGAUAACUAUCAACGCCAGAUAAAGCAAAAUAUAACGGCCUUUGAACAUUUAUCGACCAGCCGCUCAUAUCCACAUAUUAAACCAUUACCUAAAACACUAUCAUCUAAAGAGAAUUCAAUCAAUUUUGAAAAUCAUCGACGUCGUAAACGCCAUUUAUCAUGCGAUAGUUCAGUAUGGCAUCCACAUAAACAUCGACAACAAUCAUUAUCAACAGAACUAUUGUCAUCAUACAAAUCGAGAACGUCUGGUCGUUGUCAUAAACCAUUACAACGUCAUCUAACAACAGUUGGAACAGUUGCUGAUAAUAAUCAAUCAUCGUUCACAAAAUAUGAAAAAGGUCUAUCGAAUGUUGAUGUUUUUGGUGAACUUAAUUUGGCUGCUAUUGAACUUGAUUCAUUGCGAACCAUUGAUCAAAGUGAUGUUGAUGAUGAUAAUAACAACGUCAGCAACCAUAGUCUUAUUUCAUCAUCCGUACCUUUUCCUAAAUCGAGCGCAUCUCAGCGAACAUUUCUUGUUUGGAAUAAUUACAGCACUCAACAAUUUUCCGUUUGUCGUGGCGAUCAAGUGAAAUUAUUGAAAAAAGUUGGUAAAGACACAUUAUUUGUACAAAAAGACGCUACAAAUGAAAUAGGCUUUAUACCAAAAAAUUGUUUGGCACAUGAAAUCAAUACAUUUUUAAAUGUGAAAGGAUUAAAAGAAACUAUUCUGUGA
Didymodactylos carnosus is the source of this 3224-nucleotide messenger RNA. Lineage: Eukaryota; Metazoa; Rotifera; Eurotatoria; Philodinida; Philodinidae. The record is from the annotation of a GenBank genome assembly.